Molecule: messenger RNA, 534 nt
Organism: Tripterygium wilfordii
Lineage: Eukaryota; Viridiplantae; Streptophyta; Magnoliopsida; Celastrales; Celastraceae
Product: putative FBD-associated F-box protein At1g55030
Exons: 2
Coding region: 1-534 (177 amino acids)
Source: RefSeq, a predicted model, not a curated record
AUGAGAGUGACGCACGUUUUGAAUUGCCUCAUUGCUUUUUUACUUGUGCAUCAGCCAUCAGUCAGAAAAUUGAGCUUAUUAGUGCCUGACACUCUCAGAGUCCCUCCUACAAUUUGUUUCUCGAGUCUCAAGAUUUUACACCUUGACUAUAUCACAUUUCAGGAUGAUCUUUCUGCUCAAAGGCUGUUUUCUGGCUGCCCUGUGCUUGAGGAGAUUGAAUUAUUUGAAAUCAAGUGGCACAAUGUCACUAUUGUAAGCAUUUGCACUCCAAAGCUCCAAAGCUUAAAGAUAAAAGACCUAGAAAUUGAUGACCAUGAUUGGGAUGAAUCAGAUGGUUGUCGGGUCAUGAUAUUUGGAACUUCUCUGAAAUAUUUUGAGUAUUCUGGUGAACCUUCAAAUGACUAUUGCUUGUGUGAGUUAUCCUCAAUGGAGAAGGUGGAGGUUAAAAUAGAUAAUGUGGGUCCUCGGUUAAAAAUAGCUGCAUACCGUUUAUAUAAACUUUUGAUGGGGAUCUCUAAGUUGUUCAGUUCGUAG